AUGGAGGCUUCCCAAGUUACCUCCACUACCUCCUCUCCCCUUCCCAAGGACUCUUCCCUCGCCUCCGCCGCCUCCCCCUACUUCGAAUCUCUAUUCCGCCGCCGCCAACAAAAGAAGAUGAGCAUCACGCAAACAUACUACCUGGCUCACACCGCCCGCAAGAAGCUCACCCGGGAGGCUUCGCGGGCAGACCACGAUCUCCGCCUGCUGGUUGGUCACGCCAACCUGCUCGACUCGUUGAUGCUGGAUCUGGCCGAUGCAGAGCGUGAGCAAGAACGGUGGUUCAACCAUACUGUUAGCGGUGCCACCAAGACUUCUCCCCGUGAAGAGAAGUCCCGCCACAUCCAAUGGGCAUCGACCGUGGUCGAGGAGCCCGAGGAGGACUGGAAUCCGGAGGAUGCGUCCGACCUGGAGUCGGAUCUCAGUGAUAGCGACGAGGAAGAUGACUCCGACUUUGAUGAGAACGACUUCGUCAUCAACACCCCUGUUCGCCUGCGUUCUCCACCCCCGCCUCAGCAGCACCUCGCCGCUAUCCCCGAGGCUCCCUUGGUGGAAGAUGAGGACGAUACCGACUCGGACUUUGAAUACGAUGAUGAGGAGGACCUGGAGGAGCUCAGCUUGACACGGUCCCCAUCCAGGCAAUCACCGCCCGAGCUGCUGGCUGACUUGGACGACUCGUCCGAGGACGAGCACAUGCCGCCCUCGCCGCCGCAGCCGGCUCUCGAGUCCUUCGAUCAGAAGGAGCCUGCGACCGCAGCCAUCCCGUUGACAGACGAUCAAACAGUCCUGUUUGAAUCGGGGUAUUACGUUUCACGAGAACAGAGCACAAUGAUCGAGGCGUACUAA
Molecule: messenger RNA, 846 nt
Organism: Penicillium subrubescens
Lineage: Eukaryota; Fungi; Ascomycota; Eurotiomycetes; Eurotiales; Aspergillaceae
Exons: 1
Coding region: 1-846 (281 amino acids)
Source: RefSeq, a predicted model, not a curated record